AUGGAUCCCGUACAGGCUUUCGCCGGCCUCAUCGCCACACCCUGUCCAGCAGCGACUUUCCUGCUAGCUAGCUUCGCGUUCGUGCCAAUCGCUUUGCUUCACACAUUCAUCUCCUCGCCUACACUCCGCCAUCUGUACUGCACUGUAACAAGACUGAUACUAUCGGCAUUCGUGUUCGAAUGGAUGGCAUACGCGCACUUCUUCGUGUGCAUUCUCUACUCCAUGGACGUCAUGCGCCUGUUUCGGAGAAAUUGCGGCGUGCUAACGUUCUUCGGAACGUUCACUGUUGGCAUAUUCCGUCUGUACCAUGCGUUUCCUUUGUUUGACACAGCCUCCUCCAGCCACAUUAUCAUGCGGACCCACGAGACCCGCACGGAGGGCGUGCUCGACUGCACAGGGGCGGCACUGGUUACCAUGCCGUCGCUGCUGGAGCUGAUGGGGUACCUCUUCUGCUUCGGGCUGCACAUGACGGGCCCCUUCUUCGAGUUCAAGGCGUACGACGACUGGACCUGGCGACAAGGGAUCUGGUGCCCGAGUCUCAAGCAGCCGACCGUCAUCGCGCCGUUCUUCCGCGCGUUGGUGCAGGGCAUCCUUGCAGCCAUCGUCUUCCUGCUGGUCUCCCCUUAG
Molecule: messenger RNA, 627 nt
Organism: Closterium sp. Yama58-4
Lineage: Eukaryota; Viridiplantae; Streptophyta; Zygnematophyceae; Desmidiales; Closteriaceae
Source: the annotation of a GenBank genome assembly